This is a messenger RNA of Meloidogyne enterolobii, 2341 nucleotides long. The record is from the annotation of a GenBank genome assembly. NCBI's taxonomy places the organism in Eukaryota, Metazoa, Nematoda, Chromadorea, Rhabditida, Meloidogynidae.
UCAAAAAAUGGGUGCUUAUCGUUCAAAACCGGAAAAAGAAAAAAUUUAUGAAAGUGGAGGAAAUGAAUCUGUCCGUUUUGCUUCUUGCUCAAUGCAAGGUUGGCGUAUACAUCAAGAGGAUGCACACAAUUGUAUUAUUGACUUUAUGCCGAAAAUGGGCUUUUUUGCUGUUUAUGAUGGACAUGGAGGUCCAGAAGUAGCUCAGUAUUUAUCACUUCAUUUUCCUGAUUAUUUAAAAAAUUCGCAAAUUUUGAACAAUUUUGACUCAGAAAAUCUUCCAAAAUUAGAAGAAAUUCAAAAUUUGCUUGGACAGGCUUUUUUACACUUUGAUGAGACUUUGGCUAAUCCAAAUGUUAUGGAAAAAUUGACUGUUUUGAAGGGGGAUAGUUCUCAACAGAAAGAUUCGCCAAAAACUGAAAAAGAAGAGCAGGAUGAAUUAAUGGCAGAGGCAAUAGCUUUAUCAGAAGAAUCAAGAACUAGUUUAGACAAAAUAAUUAAACGUUAUACAAAAUAUCAAGAAUAUCUUAUUAAAAAUCAACCUCCAGAAAAUGUGGAAGGGGAAGUUGAGGAAGAAGAAGUUAUUGAAUGGUCAACUGAAAGAGCUUCUCGUCGGGCGACUAAACGUUCUGUUAUGCUUUUUAAUUCUCCACAAAUUCCGAAGCGUAUAAAAUUGAGUGGACAGUCGGAGAAAGAAAUUGGUGGAUCUUCUAAAAGUGCAUCUUCAGAAACUGAAAAGCCUUCAGAGGAAAAGGAAGCUUGUAUUGAUGAUAUUCCAAUUCCAAUGGAUAAAGAAGAGACAAGUUCAACAAACGGAAAAAUUAACGAAAAAAUUAAUAAAAAUAAUAACGAAGAGGGUAAUGGAAAAAUUGAAGCAGUUCAUUUAAUUGCUGGUAAGGAGGAAGAACUUGUAUUGCCUGCUUUGGAAGAAUAUGUUGUUUCCUCGACUUCAACUACUUCAAAUACUAUUGAUUCUGGUCAAAAAAUUAAAACACCAAAAAAGACAACAAUAACAACACCAAUUAAAGAAGAAAAAAAUCAAAAUAUUGUUGAACAAGUUGAAGAAGGUCCAAGUAGUAGUAGCAGUAGUUUGGACAUUAAUAAAGAUAAUAAACCUGGAAUUGCUCAAUUACUUGAGGGUUUAGAUGAGGGAAAUAUUAAUAAUGAAGAAGAAGAUUCUGAUUAUAAAGUGGAGGAUGAUGAAGGGGAUGUAGCUGAUUCUACUUCUAAUGAAGUUGAGGAUGAGGAAGAGGUUUAUUUUAUUUUUAAGGGGGGAGGAAAACUUUUGGUGAUAAUUUUCGUUCUUUUGGAAGGUCAGGUAGAAUUUUCGGAAGGUGCCCUGCCCUGUAUAUCUCCUCGGUUUCAUUUUACAGCACCUUUUUUUUUAAAUUUAAACGCCUUUUGUUGUCUAUUAUCAACUAUAUAUUACGGAAUUGGUGAAGCUGAAGAUGGAGCUAGUGGUGAAGAUGAAGAAGACGAGGAGGAUGAUUCUCUUGAAGAAGAAGAUUUGAAUUCUUUAAUGAUGAGGACUGGAAGUACUCGUGCUGGUUUUGAUUCUGGUUCUACUGCUUGUGUGGCUUUUUUGCUUGAGAAACAUAUAAUUGUUGCUAAUGUUGGAGACACUCGUUCUGUCCUUUGCCGUUCCAAGAAAGCUUUAGACCUUUCAUCGGAUCAUAAACCUGAAGAUGACUUGGAAAAGGAGAGAAUUGUUGCUGCUGGCGGAAAUGUCAGUUCUGAUGGACGUGUUAAUGGAGGUCUCAAUUUGAGUAGAGCAUUUGGUGAUCAUUUUUAUAAACAAGAAUCUAAACUUCCAUUGAGUUCUCAACAAAUUAUUGCACUUCCGGACAUAACAGUUACUCAAAGAGAUUUUGAAAAUGAUGAUUUUUUGGUUGUUGCUUGUGAUGGAAUUUGGAAUUCUUUAACUAGUCAACAAGUCUGCGAUUUUAUUUUGGAACGAAUUAAUCGUAUUGGAUUAAAAGAAAUUGUGGCUGAGAUUUGUGAUCAUUGUUGUGCAAAUGAUACUGGUGGUGAUGGGACUGGCUGUGAUAAUGAAACAAUAAUUUUGAUUGAUCUCAAAAAAGAAAGGCCAAUAUCUCCACAAGUAACAUCAUCAACAUUAAAUAUUGAACAAGAAAAUUCGAAUCAACAGCAACAACCAACAACAACAAUAAUUUCAACAAAUCCAACAGAAGACCAAUCAGCAACAACAACAUUUCAAAAAGAAUCUCAAAAUUUAAAUGAAAAUGAAAAAAUGGAGGGAGAAGAAAAGGAAGAGAAGGGGAAGUAAUGGUUAAAAUAAAUUUUUUGUUGGACGAAAAAGAAUUUUUGGGAGAAAAGUAAGUAA